AUGGCGUUACGCUGUCUUUGCUUACUUCAUCCAGCGAGAGUGCUGCCCCUCGUCCGUGUUAUCAGCACCACUCCAACGAUGGGAGGAGGAUUCAAGCAAGGUCGUGGAACGGGAGAUUCUGGGAAAUCAAGCCUGUUCAACAAUGAACGCCGUUGGAAGGAUGAUAACGUCUUCAUGGCUUUGGGCAACGUUGACGAGCUCUCCUCCCUGCUCGGUGUUUGUCGUGAGUUGGCAACGAUUGACGACAUCCCUGACCUAGUUGAAGUUCUCACUCGACUUCAGUGCUGUUUACAGGACGUUGGGGCCCAUAUAGCCACCCCACCUCAAGCAACGUCCGAAAAGAAGAAAGAGAAAACCUUCAUUGAUACCAAUAUGGUGGAAUGGAUUCAUGCAGAGAUUGACCGUUUCGCGGACCAGUUGCCUCCCAUUCGCCAAUUCAUUCUAUACGGUGGAGGAACCACUGCAGCUCAUCUGCAGUUUGCUCGUGCAGUUUGUCGUCGUGCUGAGCGUAGUGUUGUGCCACUCGUAAGAGAAGAAGGCACCGAUCCACAGGCGAUGAAGUUCCUAAACAGGUAA
Messenger RNA from Cooperia oncophora, 576 nucleotides. NCBI's taxonomy places the organism in Eukaryota, Metazoa, Nematoda, Chromadorea, Rhabditida, Trichostrongylidae. The record is from the annotation of a GenBank genome assembly.